This is a messenger RNA of Naegleria fowleri, 1092 nucleotides long. RefSeq lists its product as uncharacterized. Lineage: Eukaryota; Heterolobosea; Eutetramitea; Acrasida; Naegleriidae. Gene Ontology annotation, molecular function: structural constituent of ribosome. The coding region runs from base 1 to 1092 and encodes 363 amino acids. The transcript has a single exon. Gene Ontology annotation, cellular component: ribosome. The record is from RefSeq and is a predicted model, not a curated record. Gene Ontology annotation, biological process: translation.
AUGUUGAAACGAAUUCUUCCUUCUUCGUCCUCUUCAUCACCAAAAUUCUUGUUGAAGAGGCUAGCCGUAACUGGCACGAUUAGUUGUAAUAGCAACAACAACAACAUCAUGGUGAAUGGAGCAAUGGCUUCCGUGCUGUUCAAUAACAACAACAACAAUCAUUCUAUGAAAAACUUUCAUAUAUCAUCCUUCAUGACCGCAGCGGAAACAACACUAUCAGGAAACAAACAAACCAAAUACCACAUCAACACUCACGUGGUUACUCCAAACAAGCACAAAUUUCCACUCGUUAACCCUGAGAAAAUUAACAAAAUGGCUCUUGCCAAAGCACUCUCUGCCAAUAUUGCUACAGGUACCAAGAAAGUGAUGGAUGCCAGUAAGUCGGUCAUUCCAUCCUUUGAAAUUCAACCAGAGGCAAUGGUAAAAAGUUUAACAACAGGAGAAUUUACUGAGAUGAUUAAACUUCAUCCAUACUUGUUUAAUUGUACUCCAAGAAAGGACAUUUUAUAUUUGAUGGUCAAGUGGCAAUUAGCAAAGAGAAGACAGGGUACUCACAAAACAAAACAUCGUUUUGAAGUUGCCUUCACGAAGAAGAAAAUGUCUCCACAAAAGGGUACCGGUAAUGCCAGACAUGGAGAUCGUGCUGCUCCACAAUUUAGAGGAGGUGGUCAUGCUAUGGCAAUCCGUCCUCGUUCCUACGCUUAUCAUCUCAAUAAGAAGGUUAGAAGACUUGCUUUGCGUAUGGCCCUCACCACAAAAUAUCAACAAGGAAAGUUGAUCAUUGUUGACGAUUUUUCAGUGGACACCUACAAGACCAAAUACAUUGCUGGUCUCAUUAAGAAUACAUUUUUCCCAGAUGCCGAUUCUCAUCCAAAGGAAUUGAAAGAUAGAGGAGUUUUAUUAAUUGAUGGCGAGGAAAAAAACAAAAACUUUGAAAAGGGAUCAUUCAUUUUACACUAUGCAGAUUAUAUUUCCGUAAAUGGUUUGAAUGUCUACGACAUGCUAAGAAGAGAAAAACUUGUACUUUCCAAGAGCGCAUUAGAAGCCCUUAUGAAAAAGUAUGACAAGUAUAUUAAGGCUGAAUAUUAUUAA